UUUGUAUUGUACUGUAGUUUCUCUUUAAUAAAUAGUAUUUGAAAACAAUUUGUGGUCAUUGAUAGUGAUGUGAAAUGUCUUCAACAUAUAGUUUUGAUAUAACUUUUGUGAAACGUCUUGUAGUGAUCAGUAAAGUGAUGAUCAAUGAGACGACAGUUGUAGUGAUGACCUAUUUGUUGGUGAUAUGUAUGAUAUAUGAGACGAUCUCAUAUAACGUCGGUAUGAUUACCGGCGCUUAUUAUAAAGCACUGGCAGAUAAAGAUUGGAACCAAUUCUGGUCACAAACUCUUAAAGCUUUGGUAUUAAUUAUAUCAAUAGCUUUGGUUAAGAGUUGUAAAGACUAUAUAGUGUCGACUGUUUAUAUUGAAUGGCGAAAGAGUUUAACCACAAAAUUAAAUGUCUUGUAUUUUAAAGACUUAUCUUAUUAUAGAUUGAAUGUCAUCGAUAGAUAUAAAGACAAUUUAGAUCAAAGGAUCACUCAAGAUGUCGAUGCAUUUUGUCGAUCUCUGUCUUCAAUUAUAUCGGAUCUACUGGUCUGGCCAUUCAUUAUUCCUUUUUAUACUUACCAUUCAUAUGUAAUAAUUGGAUACAUCGGACCUCUCGGUUGUUUCAUAUUCUUCAUUGUCACCACAGUAUUAAACAAGUCAUUGAUAUCAAUGGUUUCAAACAAAGUUUAUUUACAGCAACAAUCAGAAGGAAACUAUCGGUUCCAACACAUUCACGUCAGAAACAAUUGUGAGAGUAUUGCACUUCAAAGUGGACAUACAUUUGAAAACUUUAAAACUCAACAACUCUUUAAUCAAUUGGUUUCAGUUCAAGAAAGUCUUAUUGUAAGAGAAUUAUUCCUCAAGAGUUGGGUUUAUUUAUCAGAUUAUUUGGGAAGCAUUAUAUCAUUUAUAAUAUUGUCGUUUCCCUUAUUUUCGGGUAAAUAUGAUAAUUAUUUGGCCGCAGACUUAAGUCAACUAAUUAGUCAAAACGCUUUCGUCACUAUUUAUUUGAUUAAUUGUUAUUCAAGACUUAUAGAUACAGCAACUCAGUUGACAACAAUCGGUGGAACUGCUCAUAGAAUUGGAGAAGUUCUUGAAAUAUUGAAUUCAAAUGAAGAUAACAGACAAUCAUCCAGUGAUUUAAAUACAUGUAUUAAUUUGUUAGGAUUGUGUGAAUCUAAUAAUUAUUGUAAUGUUGUCAAUGUGUCCAUCAAAGUGCCUAAAAGUGAUGAAACGCUUAUCAAUAAAUUAAAUAUUAGUAUCAAUAAUGAGACAAAACUAUUAAUAUCUGGUCCGAGUGGUACUGCAAAGACAUCUAUUCUUAGAGUAUUAAAGGGUAUUUGGAAAGAGACUAACGGUUCCAUUGAGAGACACAUUGAUUUCGAUGAUCCAAAAAUGGUAUUAUUUUUGCCACAAAAGCCAAUUCUUAUGCCUAUAACUUCUCUAUUAGAGCAAUUGUCAUAUCCAUUAAAACCAGAUACAGAUAAAUAUAUGACAAACAAAUACUUUAGGGAUCAAAUCAUACAUUUGAUGACAUUUUUAGAUUUGCAUCAGUUAUUGCAAAGAAUUGGUGAUCACUUUGAGAAGCAAAUGGACUGGAAUUGGAUCGACUGUUUGUCUCCCGGAGAACAACAGAGAAUCAGUUUUGUUCGUCUUUUUCUUCAUAGACCACUGAUGGCAGUGUUAGAUGAGUCCACUUCUGCCAUUUCAGUGCAAAUGGAGCGCAAAAUUUAUGAAGAGUGCAAUCGACUUAACAUUGCUAUCAUUAGUUGUGGCCACAGAACUAGUCUUGAAGAGUAUCACUCGUGUGUCUUAAGAGUACAAAAAUGUGAUAAUCCUAUUAAUUCGACACUCAAUGAAUAUUCUUUACAAAGAUUGAGAUAAUUUUAUUAUAUUAUAUGUAAUCAUUUGAAAGUACACUACAGUACAUAACAAUCUACUAUUUAGUGUUUCUUAUAUUACGGUAAUAUCAACAGUAUAUUGAAAUUCUGUAUAUUUAACUAUAAUUCACGGAUACAUUAUUCAAGAUAUUUUGAAAAUUAAUUUAUAAUAAAAUGUUGAUAUAAUUCAGUAAAUUUAACAAAUUAAAAGCCCUAUAGAAUAGUUUAAAUGACAAAUUAUUUUUGUUAGAAAAAUAGAGUAUAACUGACUUAUAUUUCAAUUGUUCAAUAAAUCCAAUUUUAAUAUA
Oppia nitens is the source of this 2175-nucleotide messenger RNA. Its product is annotated as lysosomal cobalamin transporter ABCD4-like. NCBI's taxonomy places the organism in Eukaryota, Metazoa, Arthropoda, Arachnida, Sarcoptiformes, Oppiidae. The transcript is spliced from 2 exons. Gene Ontology annotation, cellular component: peroxisomal membrane. The coding region runs from base 75 to 1871 and encodes 598 amino acids. The record is from RefSeq and is a predicted model, not a curated record. Gene Ontology annotation, biological process: peroxisome organization; very long-chain fatty acid catabolic process; long-chain fatty acid import into peroxisome. Gene Ontology annotation, molecular function: ATP binding; ABC-type transporter activity; long-chain fatty acid transmembrane transporter activity.